Drechmeria coniospora is the source of this 3201-nucleotide messenger RNA. RefSeq names its product eukaryotic translation initiation factor 5B. Lineage: Eukaryota; Fungi; Ascomycota; Sordariomycetes; Hypocreales; Ophiocordycipitaceae. The record is from RefSeq and is a predicted model, not a curated record. The transcript has 4 exons. The coding region runs from base 1 to 3201 and encodes 1066 amino acids. Gene Ontology annotation, molecular function: GTP binding; GTPase activity; translation initiation factor activity.
AUGGCGCCCAAGAAAAAGGGCAACAAGAAGGCCCAGGAUGAUUGGGAGGCCGAUUUGGGCGAGACCAUCCCCCCUGCCGACCCAGCCGCAUCGGAUGCUGUCAAUGCAGAUGCCAACGCCGACAACGGCGACGAUGAAGCUGCGGGUGGGGGCGGCGGCCUCAUGGCCAUGCUGCGAAAGAACAAGGACAAGCGCAACAAGAAAGGUCUCACCGAUGACGAUGUGCAUGGCUCGGAUGCAGCGCCCGCCCACCCAGCAAGUGCGCAGGAAGCUUCGAUGGAUACCGAGUUUGCCUUGCCUGACAAGAAAGGCAAAAACUUCAAGGGAAAACAGGCGCCCGGAAAAGAUAAGCCGGCGGACGAAGUGAACGACAGCGGCAAAAUUCUUACAAAGGCCGAGAAGGAAAAGCUGAAGAAGGAGCGCGAGAAGCAGCGCAAAAAGGAACAGGCCGCAAAGAAAAAGACGCCCACUGCUGCUGCCAAGGCCCCGGAGCCUUCUAAAACGACGACCUCUUCUGCCAAAGACACUGUCACGAACACUCCUGCUUCCGCAGAUGCCGCAGAUGCCGGAGGCAAGAAGAAGAAGGUGCCGGCACACCUUGCCAUGAUUCAGAAGCAACAGGAAGAGCUCCGUCGUCGAAGGGAUGAAGAGGAGCGACUCCUGGCUGCGGCCAAAGCUCGUGCCGAGGAAGAGGAACAGUUGGCCGAGGAAGAGAUAAAGCGCAGGGAAGAGCAAAGAGCUAUCAAGAAGCAAAAGGAGAAGGAACGGAUCGAACAGCUCAAGAAAGAGGGCAAAUUCCUCACCAAGGCACAAAAGGAGGAAAAAGCGCGCAAUGAGAGGAAGCUGCAGCAAAUGCUCGCCGCUGGUAUCAAGGUGGGCCCACAGGAAACAGCAGAUGGCGAGUCCAAGAAGAAGCCGGCAUACGACAGGAAGAAGAGAAGCAAGAUUGAGCAGAAGGCAAGUACCUUGGAGGCCGAUGAAGAGGCAGCCUUAAUUGAGGCAGCCGAGCGAGCUCACUCCGAAGCCGAAAAGGCCAUCAAGGCGGCGGAGGCGAAGGCCGCGCGGAAGAAGGCCGAGGCCGAGGCCAAGGAAGCGGCCGCGAAGAAAGCUGCCGAAUCCGACAUUGAUGAUGACUGGGAAGCAGCUGCUGAGGCUGAUGACGAUUCCGUCAAGGACACUUGGGAUGAUGACUCUGGUGACGAGGCGGCCAAGAGCACUGGGCAGCAGAAAAAGGGCAGCAAGGAAGCCGACGAUGACGACGACGACGAUGAGGAGGAGGACAGCGAAUCCGAAUCCGAAGACGAGGCGGUGUCUGCUGCGCGACAAGCCGAGGUGCAACGCAAAAAGGAGGCAGCCGCACGGAGAGAAAAGGCCCACCAAGCAGCGCUGGCUGCCCGCUCCAAGGACGAUCUUCGCUCUCCUAUUUGCUGCAUUCUGGGCCACGUCGAUACCGGCAAGACCAAACUCUUGGACAAGAUUCGUCAGACAAAUGUCCAAGAGGGCGAGGCGGGCGGCAUCACACAGCAGAUUGGUGCCACCUACUUCCCCGUCGAUGCUAUCCGCCAGAAGACGGCUGUUGUGAACAAGGACAACAAAUUCGACUUCAAAGUCCCCGGUCUUCUGAUUAUCGACACACCUGGUCACGAGUCCUUCUCUAACCUGCGAUCCCGAGGUUCAUCCCUAUGCAACAUCGCCAUCUUGGUUGUCGACAUCAUGCACGGCCUGGAACCUCAGACUCUGGAGUCGAUGCGGCUGUUGCGCGACCGAAAGACGCCAUUUAUCGUUGCCUUGAACAAGAUUGACAGACUCUACGGCUGGAAAAAGGUAGACAACAACGGCUUCCAGGACAGCCUGGCCCUCCAAAGCAAGGCGGUUCGCAACGAAUUCGAGAAUCGUCUGGAGCAGACUAAGCUGGCUUUUGCCGAGCAGGGAUUCAACGCCGAGCUUUUCUACGAAAACAAGUCCAUGGCCAAAUACGUCUCAUUGGUGCCUACGUCGGCCCACACUGGCGAGGGUGUGCCCGACAUGUUGAAGCUGAUCGUCCAACUCACGCAGGAGCGCAUGGUUGGUUCUCUGAUGUAUCUGUCAGAAGUGCAAGCCACCGUCCUCGAAGUGAAGGCCAUCGAGGGCUUUGGAAUGACCAUUGACGUCAUUCUGUCCAACGGUAUCUUGCGAGAAGGCGACAGGAUAGUGUUGUGUGGUACUGAAGGAGCCAUCACGACCAACAUCAGAGCUUUACUCACACCCGCCCCAAUGCGCGAACUGCGUCUCAAGUCGGCAUACGUACACAACAAGGAGGUCAAGGCCGCGUUGGGAGUCAAGAUUAGUGCGCCGGGUCUUGAGGGUGCCAUCGCUGGUUCGCGACUGAUGGUCGUUGGACCCGACGAUGACGAAGAGGAUAUCGAGGAUGAGGUAUUGUCCGACCUGUCCAACCUGCUCAGCAGAGUCGAAAAGUCCGGUCGCGGCGUCACCGUUCAGGCAUCUACAUUGGGCUCCUUGGAAGCCUUGCUCGACUUCCUCAAAGACUGCAAGAUCCCCGUUGCGAACGUCGGGAUUGGUCCGGUCUACAAAAGAGACGUGAUGCAGUGUGGCAUCAUGUUGGAAAAGGCUCCAGACUUUGCGGUGAUGCUCUGCUUCGACGUCAAGGUCGACAAGGAGGCGCAGCAGUAUGCUGCCGACCAGGGCAUCAAGAUUUUCACUGCUGACAUCAUUUACCAUCUCUUCGAUUCGUUCACGAAGCACAUGGAGGAGAUGCUGGAGAGGAAAAAGGAAGAAUCCAAGAUGUUGGCCGUCUUCCCGUGCGUCUUGAAGCCCAUUGCCGUUUUCAACAAGACGAGCCCUAUCGUCAUCGGAGUGGAUGUCGUGGAAGGGCAGCUUAAGCUGAACACGCCCAUUGCGGCUGUCAAAUCCAACCCGGUGACGAAUGCCAAAGAAAUCAUCAGCCUUGGCAGGGUGACGUCGAUUGAGAGAGAGCACAAACAGAUCCCUGUCUGCAAGAAGGGCCAGCCGUCGGUUGCCGUCAAGAUCGAGAUGGGAGGCCAUCAACCACUGUAUGGUCGGCAGCUAGAAGAGGCCGAUACUCUCUACAGCCUCGUCUCCCGAGCUAGCAUUGACUGUCUCAAGGAGUUUUAUCGCAAAGAAGUUAGCAACGAUGAGUGGCAGUUGAUCAUCAAGCUGAAGCCACUCUUUGAUAUUAACUAG